Molecule: messenger RNA, 2439 nt
Organism: Zonotrichia leucophrys gambelii
Lineage: Eukaryota; Metazoa; Chordata; Aves; Passeriformes; Passerellidae
Product: cytochrome P450 2J6-like
Exons: 9
Coding region: 1-1473 (490 amino acids)
Biological process (GO): xenobiotic metabolic process
Cellular component (GO): intracellular membrane-bounded organelle; cytoplasm
Molecular function (GO): oxidoreductase activity, acting on paired donors, with incorporation or reduction of molecular oxygen, reduced flavin or flavoprotein as one donor, and incorporation of one atom of oxygen; iron ion binding; heme binding
Source: RefSeq, a predicted model, not a curated record
AUGUUAACAGUGAGUGAGGUGCUGGUAUUUUUUGUGCUGUCUCUGCUAUUAAUAGAGUUUCUGAAAUUGCAAUGGAUGCGAAGACAUUUUCCUCCUGGGCCAACUCCAUAUCCCUUCUUUGGAAAUCUGCUGCAGAUGAACUUCAAAAUUCAUCAUGAGCAUCUUAAAAAAAUGGCCAAAAUUCAUGGCAAUAUCUUCACCUUAUGGCUUUCAAACACUCCUGCAGUUGUCUUGCAAGGGUUUCAGGCAGUGAAGGAAGGUCUGACUGCCCAUGCUGAAGAUGUUGCUGGAAGGCCCGAAGAGAGAAUCUUUCAAUUCCUAACACGUGGCAAAGGUGUUUUGUUCUCUAAUGGACAUCUCUGGAAGCAGCAGAGGCGUUUUGGAAUGGCAACAAUGAGGAAGAUGGGAUUAGGGAAAAAAGAGAAGGAUUAUCUACUGCAAGAGGAGGCUGCUCUCUUGGUGGAAUACUUACAGAAAACAAAUGGAAAACCUCUGGACCCCACUAUGCCUGUUGUUCAUAUGGUCGCAAAUGUCAUUUGUUCAAUCAUGUUUGGACAUCGUUUCUCCAGGGAUGAUGAGAAUUUUCACCGCCUGAUUGAGUCCUUUGACUACCUGGCAGCAUUUUUGAACAGCGUCUCUUUUUUUAUGUAUGAGUUGUCUCCCUGGCUUGCUGGUCACUUUCUGCCAUCAGUUAAAAAGAUGAAGUCCUGCAGAGAGUUUUUGGAUAUUCUGUUUGUAAAGGAACUUGAAAGUCUCAAAGGAAAAAGAAACCUUGAUGAAAAUCGACAUUUUAUUGAUUACUAUUUGGAUGAGAUAGAUAAAACUAAAGGAGAUCCUGAUGCAACUUUUGAUGAAGAAAACUUGAUCCAGGUUGUUGCUGACCUCUUUGUAGCAGGCAUAGAAACCACAGCCACCACUUUACUGUGGGCAUUGCUCUAUAUGGUGAUUUAUCCUGACAUUCAAGAGAAAGUCCAGAAGGAGCUGGAUGCUGUUGUGGGUUGUUCCCAUGCGUUUUGCUAUGAGGACAGGAAAAGGUUGCCCUACACAAAUGCUGUAAUUCACGAGAUCCAGAGAUACAGUAACAUACUCUUAAUUGCACUGCCCAGAAUGAGUGUGAAGGACACAGAGCUGCUGGGAUAUCGCAUUCCAAAGAACACAGUAGUUUUAGCAAAUAUUGACUCUGUUCUGGCUGAUCCUGGCAAAUGGGAGACACCCGAUCAGUUCAACCCAGGCCACUUUCUGGAUAAAGAUGGAAACUUUGUAAACAGAGAAGCAUUCUUACCAUUUGCUAUAGGGCACCGUGUGUGCAUGGGGGAGCUGUUGGCAAGGAUGGAGCUCUUUAUUGUCUUUUCCACCUUGCUACAAGCAUUCACAUUCACCCUGCCAGAAGGAGUGAAGGAAGUCAACACCAAGUUUGUUUUUGGGAGCACAAUGAAGCCUCCUCCCUACCAGAUCUGUGCCAUUCCUCGAUAGGAAAUGGCAGAUUCAGGGAAGAGUCACUCUGUAAAACGGCUUCUUUGUGAAUUCCUUCUUGCAUGUCCUAAGAUUUUUGCUUUCCUCUUCAUUUGGUUAAUCACUACCCUGAAAGAUUCUUGACAGACAGUUGCAUCCUGAGCAUCAUAAUUAUGAAGGGUUGAUAUUUUGUUCUUUUUUUUUUUUCUGUUUGGAAAAUAUUGGUAAACUGUGUAACAAAUAAAGGCAUUAAGGGAAGAAUCAGAAUUGGGACUUACAUAUUACCGACUGGAAAGUGGUUUUACAGAGAAUGAUCUUGAACUGUAGUCUAUGAAUUGGAAAUCUCAUUAAUAAAGAUUUCUUCUCAUAAGCCACAGUUGCAUUUGUGAAGAUAGGCUUAGAGGUCUUCCAGUCUGUCUCAGGAUAUUAGUGGGUGCAGGAGGUAAAAGAAGCUCUUGCAGGGAGCUUUCUAGGGCAGAUAACACAUUCCCUUAGAUUGAUAUGGUUUGCUGUUGAGCAAGGCUGUUGUUUACAACUCUGUCAUUGUCACUUGGGAAGACAGUUCAGGGUUUCACCCACUAAACCAGAUAGAAUUUCAACCCUUCUGAUGAAAAUAGAAGAGUGGCUUUAUCAGGCAGUUGUGGAGAGCUUUUCACAAGCCAAGAGCCAGGACUGGAAGACAAAUGACAACAGUGAGCAGUCACAGAGUGAUGAUACUUUAUCCUUUUUUAUGAGCCCAUAGGUUGCCAGCAACAUGGGAACUUCGUGCCAGGUAGUCUACUUAUGAUGAUUGCUCCAGAUCCUCCAAAAAUUUAUUCAGCUUAAUUUAUGCUUUCAUUUCUUAAAAUGGAUUCUUUAUCACAGUUAGAUGACUUAGCACACCACGACCAAGAGCAGAUUUGGCACUACUGAAGAAUUCUGGAAGUCUUUAUGAACCAGGUGCCUAAGGACUUGGCAGAAGUGGAGGUUUUUUGCUGGUUUGCUUAC